AUGAGACAUUUUAGAGUGCUCAGACAGGCACAGGAGGUGCUCAUUCGUUCUGGAAAAGGCAAUCCCACAGGACUGACCGGGAUCCAUCAACAUCCCAAUCCACGGCCGGUUCUGAUCAAGCUCUACAACUCGACGUUGACGAAGCUGAAGGAGAAGUUCCCUGAGGAAAGUGUGUACCGCAAGAGUGUUGAGUCGCUGACGAAGAGCAGGCUGGCCAUUGUGGAGGCCAACGACGUGGUGGAGCAGAUCGAGCAGAAGAUCGGGUGCGGCCUGGUGGAGGAGCUGAUCAUCCAGGCGAACGAGGAGUACGAGCUGUUGCACAAGAUGGCCGAGUGGCGGGUCUGGGACGAGCUGGAGGAGAAGCCGCUUCCCGACCAGUGGGUUUACUGGGGCAAGGGCGUCUGA
Messenger RNA from Ogataea angusta, 405 nucleotides. RefSeq lists its product as uncharacterized. Lineage: Eukaryota; Fungi; Ascomycota; Pichiomycetes; Pichiales; Pichiaceae. The coding region runs from base 1 to 405 and encodes 134 amino acids. The record is from RefSeq and is a predicted model, not a curated record. The transcript has a single exon. Gene Ontology annotation, biological process: respiratory electron transport chain.